Molecule: messenger RNA, 1801 nt
Organism: Schistosoma margrebowiei
Lineage: Eukaryota; Metazoa; Platyhelminthes; Trematoda; Strigeidida; Schistosomatidae
Source: the annotation of a GenBank genome assembly
CUGCCCGCUCCAGAUAAAAGUCGACCGUUCACGGUUGCUAUGGUUUCUUCAGAUUAGGAUUUAUUGUUGUUGCGCUCACUCCGAAAAUUCUUCAGAAAUUUCAGAGCUUUACGUUUUAAUUAUGUCUUCUUUUAUAUGGAAUGAAAAGUUUUGGCUUCCGCCAAACGUAACAUGGGAUUUAAUGAAAGAAAUAAAUUCAGCUGGUGUUUCACCAACUCUCACAAAAUCUAUGGACUGCUUUUAUGCUGUAGCUGUUCUUACAGCCAUUCGUUAUUAUUUGAAAGAGUCUGUUUUUAUUCCUCAUGGUCUUUCACUGGGUUUGCGCUUCCCCAAAAUAUCUCAUGUUCCUGACAUACCGGCCUUAAAGAUGGUAUUUGAAAAAAAUCACAAACCCACAUACGCUCAGAUAAAGGAACUUUCGAAAACUCUUAAUUUAAGCGAUCGGUCGAUUGAAGCGUGGUUUCGAAAAAAACGUAACUGCGAAAAGUUUCCAACGAUUGUGAAAUUUGUAGAAUCUGAGUGGAAGUUAUGCUACUAUACUACCAUGUUUUUGUACGGAUUAUUUGCGUUGCACGAUAAGUCCUACUUCUGGGAUGUGAGAGAUACGAUGUUGAAUUAUCCAUAUCAUGUUUUGACCCCAGAAAUUCAUUGGUAUUAUAUGGUACAACUUGGAUACUACACAGCUUCAUUAUUAUGGAUUUUUUAUGAAGUCAAACGAUCGGAUUUCAAAGUUCUUCUUGGACAUCAUAUUUCAACAGUUUCAUUGUUAACAUUCUCAUAUAUAACAAAUUAUCAUCGAGUUGGUUCUGUUGUUCUCAUACUUCAUGAUAUUGCAGAUUGUUGGAUGGAAGCAGCUAAGAUAUGCAAAUAUGUCAAUAAACAAUUGGCCACUGAAGUGUUAUUUUCUAUUUUUGUACCCGUUUGGAUUGUUACACGAUUAACAUACUUUCCACUGUGGGUAAUUUGGACAACUUUUAAAUUUGGCAUCUUUGUAUAUGGUCCAUAUCCAGCUAAUCUUAUUAUGGUUGGAUUUUUAUUAGUUUUACAAAUUUUGCAUAUUUAUUGGUUUUGUUUAAUUGUAAAAAUUGCAGUACAAGUCAAAUCAAAUGGACGUAUUGUUAAGGAUUGUCGUAGUGAAAGUGAACUCUCCGAUGAAUCCAAUCAAAUAACGAAAUUAAAUUCUAUUCAUGAAACAAAAUGUUACAAUAAUUAUCAUCAUACAAACCAAACUUCAUUGAAAAGUAAUGAUGUUAGUAUCAAUAAUAAUAGUAAUAUUAAUAAUGAUAAUACCAUUAGUGAUAUUAUUAACAAUGAUAAUAAAUUAAAUCAUGUAUUUCAACGUUCUAAUCAUUGUAUGCAGUAAGAUAAAGGAUUACAUUGAAAAUCUUGUAAACGUUGAAUAUAUCGAACAUUCUUUCUCUCUCACUCUCUGACUCUCUCUCCAUCUAUUGUGAAUUAAUCAAGGAAAACUGUGAAAAACUGUAGUACUUUUUUUCUCUUUGUGUUGUAGUUUGCACAUAAAUUGUUUAUUUAACUAAUUGACAAUCAGUUGUACAUCGAACAGGAGCAAAUGUCUCCAUAUAUCAUUUUAAUCAUGUUUCUAUCUUUGAAUAUCUUUUAUCUAUCAUUUGUACUAUGGUCUUUCGUAUUUUGUGUGAUUAUUUGAUUUGUAAAAAAAGAAACAAACUUUUUUUACGCAUUGUUUUAUUCUUUUUUGUUAAAGUGUAUUUUUCAUUGAAAUGAUGAGUAGUGAUUGAUGCACCGAUAUAAAUAGAUGGUGAAGUAUAUCAGACAGUUUAUA